AUGGGCUCCGUUGUGCUACCUCAUCUCCGGACUGGAUGGCACGUUGAUCAAGCUAUUAUGUCUGAGGAAGAGCGCUUAGUCGUUAUUCGCUUUGGUCGUGACUAUGACCCCGACUGCAUGUGUCAAGAUGAAGUUCUCUACAAGAUCGCUGAUAUGGUUAAGAAUUUUGCUGUCGUCUAUGUCUGCGAUCUAGAUGAGGUUCCAGAUUUCAAGCAAAUGUAUGAACUUUACGAUCCAAUGACGAUCAUGUUUUUUUACCGCAAUAAACACAUGAUGUGCGAUUUUGGCACAGGAAACAACAACAAAUUAAACUGGGUCCUCGAAGACAAACAGGAGCUAAUUGAUAUAUUAGAGACAAUAUACAAGGGAGCUAAGAAGGGGCGUGGUCUUGUUGUCAGUCCCAAAGAUUAUUCGACACGAUAUCGGUACUAA
This is a messenger RNA of Blumeria graminis f. sp. triticale, 432 nucleotides long. NCBI's taxonomy places the organism in Eukaryota, Fungi, Ascomycota, Leotiomycetes, Helotiales, Erysiphaceae. The record is from the annotation of a GenBank genome assembly.